Anopheles coustani is the source of this 1470-nucleotide messenger RNA. RefSeq names its product ninjurin-A-like. Gene Ontology annotation, cellular component: membrane. The transcript has 3 exons. The record is from RefSeq and is a predicted model, not a curated record. Gene Ontology annotation, biological process: cell adhesion; tissue regeneration. Lineage: Eukaryota; Metazoa; Arthropoda; Insecta; Diptera; Culicidae. Bases 1 to 879 code for a protein of 292 amino acids.
AUGGCAUCAAACGCCGGAAAAGAUUCGGCGGCAGUGGAAAUAAACAUCGAAAGUAGCCCACUCGACACCCCGGAUGCUGUGGACCGAGCCACCCCCGCCGCACCCCCCGUGGACACCGGAAGGGGUCGCCGGCUGAACGCUGGAACGGCGGCGAACAACAAUGGCCGUAGCCGUUCGAACAGUCGAUCUCCAGGGCGGCGAGCAAAGCGAGACACCGAGAAGGCCCGUACCGAUGCGAUUCCGCUGCUGCCAACGGCAACCGAAGGAAAUUUGCCUCGCCCGGAACCACCCAUUGCCGGACCGGAGUUUGACGAUGAAGAUUCGCUGGAUAACACGGGCGAUUUCGAUGACAAAGACAAUCGUGGCAUCGACAGUGGUUUCCUGGAUCCGGUGGCCAAUGGUACAUCCGGUACAGGAAGCCGGCGACGCGCGGGGCGCCGUGACGAGCAGCCGAGAUUUCCGUACGCCCCAGGAUUUGCUCCCGAUGGUACACGAACGGUUCAGACAACGGAAGGCGGUCAGGUGAUUCCAGAUGUAAAUGUGUAUCAGCAGAAGAAAAAUUUAGCCCAAGGGAUGAUGGACCUGGCUCUACUGUCUGCCAAUGCCAACCAGUUGCGGUACGUGCUGGAGUCGUACAAGCGUCACCCGUAUUUCUACGUUAACCUCACGUUCAUCACAACCAGCAUCAUAGCGCAGGUGGCCGUUGGCAUCAUGCUAAUCUGGAAGAGUCGGUAUAAUAUUAAAAACGAGAAUGAUUUUUGCAAGGCGGACAGGAUCAAUAACUUUGUCACGAUCGGCAUUUUCAUCAUCACGAUCGUUAACGUACUCAUUUCAGCAUUUGGUGUGGCUGAACCUCAGACCAGUGCAGCCGUUGUGUGACUAAGAUAAGAGAUAACCAUAGGAUAAGGGUUGAAUCUAUUAUUUAGUCAGUAAAAGAUGUAAAAUGCACUUUCAAGGACAAUUUCAAUUUCAUAUUGAACAGCACAGCUUUCUCGAAAAUGGUGUAGAUUGCUUUAAAGUGCACCAAUCACAGCAAAAGUUGUUCAAAAUAAGAAUCUCAUAGCAUAGAUUUGCACGCAGCAUAGCCGUAAAAUGACGAUUGAUCAUUACUUCAUCUCAGAUGGUGAAUUAAUGGUUUAAUAGAAACAUAAAAACAUAUAAGAAUAAAAUGAAUUAUUGUAAUGAAAACUAUGAAAAACAUUAUUUACUUUCACUCGGAAUCUACUAUAUCACUAGGUAAUUUAAAACUCGAUAUCCAUAAUUUUCCUCAUCAAACUGUACUGAGAAUAAGAAAAAAUAGAGUUGGUGCCUCAGUAGCUUGGUCGUAUCACGACCCAGAAUGAAUGUGUAAAGUGUAGUUCUGACGUAGUCGAAAAAGUCCUUUCACGCUUGGCUUAGCUCCUAAACAGGUUUAGAUGCGAUUACCAUGGAAUAGUUGUAAAACAUAUUUUUCGGUAACCCCGACGAAGC